This is a messenger RNA of Spea bombifrons (plains spadefoot toad), 3661 nucleotides long. RefSeq names its product protein argonaute-3. Gene Ontology annotation, biological process: regulatory ncRNA-mediated gene silencing; regulation of stem cell proliferation. The transcript is spliced from 19 exons. NCBI's taxonomy places the organism in Eukaryota, Metazoa, Chordata, Amphibia, Anura, Pelobatidae. The record is from RefSeq and is a predicted model, not a curated record. Bases 654 to 3236 code for a protein of 860 amino acids. Gene Ontology annotation, molecular function: protein binding; RNA binding.
CCCCUCUAACUCAGAUUGGGGAGCAAACCAGCCAAUAACAGCUGGUCUCUCAUUCGGAUUUACACAUCAUCUGGCUCGUUGUUGGGGCUCAGACAGGUAACCGAAGCAGCCAAUAAACGCAGAGGUUGCAGGGGGACAAGAGGAGUCUAGUCUACUGAAGGCGGGAAUACAAGCUGCUCAGUGUUUCUGGGGGGUCUUUAGACGGACCGCUAGAAAAUGGGUAGGUGACUCAGCCGAUCACUAAGGCAACUGCUGCUCACUAUUUAACUCUCCUACGCCUUCAUUCCAGCUGCUGCUUAAAUGUCACUUCACCUGGAACUACAGGUGUGAAAACAGGUCAGCCAAUCGAGUAACAGCUCUGCACUAAAGGUGUGAGGACUGAUCCAAUCAGAAAAGAGCUCUCAGCACUUGGAGAGAAUACACCAGCUUGUGUAGCCCAUCAACUCCAGACAUUUUGGUGUGUCUGGCUUGCUGAGUAAGGCUGCAGUUUAGGAGUGGGAUAUUAAAGACUUGUGUUGGGGGCAGUAGCCCCCAACUAGCCACUGCAUAACAGAAGCCCAAGGAGUGGCAGUGGCCCGGGGACCCACCAUCCCUUCAUCCCAAACCAGACAAGGAGCCACAGAUCCGGGACAGCCGGACACUGACCUCCAUGAAUGGAAAUCGGAACCACAGGACCCGUGGGGGCUCAGCCCUUUUUCAUGGUGCCCAGACGGCCUGGCUAUGGCACCAUGGGCAAGCCCAUCAAGCUGCUGGCCAACUGCUUCCAGGUGGAAAUCCCAAAGAUUGACGUCUACCUCUAUGAGGUGGAUAUUAAGCCAGAUAAAUGUCCUCGAAGAGUCAACAGGGAGGUUGUCGAUUCCAUGGUCCAGCAUUUCAAAGUCACAAUAUUUGGAGACCGCCGACCAGUUUACGAUGGCAAAAGGAGCCUCUACACAGCCAAUCCUCUUCCUGUAGCGUCUACUGGGGUGGAUUUAGAUGUAACCUUACCAGGAGAGGGCGGCAAAGACCGCCCCUUCAAAGUCUCAAUCAAGUUUGUCUCUAGAAUAAGCUGGCAUUUGCUGCAUGAAGUCCUAACAGGGCGAUCUUUGCCUGAACCCCUGGAAUUGGACAAGCCAAUUAGCACUAAUCCAGUCCACGCAGUUGAUGUGGUGCUACGACAUCUGCCCUCCAUGAAGUACACCCCUGUAGGACGUUCCUUCUUCUCUGCGCCUGAAGGAUAUGACCAUCCUCUAGGAGGAGGGAGAGAAGUAUGGUUUGGUUUUCAUCAGUCUGUUCGGCCUGCCAUGUGGAAAAUGAUGCUAAAUAUUGAUGUUUCCGCCACUGCCUUUUACAAAGCACAACCCGUUAUUCAGUUCAUGUGUGAAGUUCUCGACAUCCAUAACAUUGACGAACAACCCCGACCUCUGACCGAUUCUCACCGGGUAAAAUUCACCAAAGAGAUCAAGGGUCUGAAGGUUGAAGUGACUCAUUGUGGAACAAUGAGGCGGAAAUACCGUGUUUGCAAUGUGACGAGGAGGCCUGCCAGCCAUCAAACCUUCCCCUUACAGUUGGAGAAUGGACAGACCGUUGAAAGGACGGUCGCUCAGUACUUUAGGGAAAAGUACAACCUCCAGCUAAAGUACCCUCAUUUGCCCUGCCUGCAAGUUGGUCAGGAGCAGAAACACACAUACCUGCCUCUUGAAGUUUGUAACAUAGUGGCCGGCCAGCGAUGCAUCAAAAAGCUGACUGACAAUCAGACCUCCACCAUGAUCAAAGCCACCGCCAGGUCUGCCCCAGACAGGCAGGAGGAGAUCAGCCGACUGGUUAGAAGUGCAAAUUAUGAUGCUGACCCGUUUGUUCAGGAGUUUCAGUUUAAAGUGCGAGAUGAAAUGGCCCACGUGACUGGAAGAGUACUUCCUGCUCCCAUGUUACAGUACGGUGGGAGGAAUCGUACUGUAGCAACUCCAAGCCAUGGGGUGUGGGAUAUGCGGGGAAAACAGUUCCACACUGGUGUGGAAAUAAAAAUGUGGGCUAUCGCAUGUUUUGCAACACAGAGGCAGUGCAGAGAAGAAAUUUUGAAGGCAUUUACAGACCAGCUUCGUAAGAUUUCCAAGGACGCGGGAAUGCCCAUCCAAGGCCAACCGUGCUUCUGUAAAUAUGCUCAGGGUGCUGAUAGUGUGGAACCCAUGUUCAGACACCUCAAAAACACGUAUUCCGGGCUCCAGCUCAUCAUUGUCAUCCUGCCAGGAAAAACUCCUGUGUAUGCCGAGGUAAAGCGCGUUGGGGACACAUUGCUGGGAAUGGCCACACAGUGCGUUCAAGUAAAGAAUGUAAUAAAAACUUCUCCUCAAACCCUCUCAAACCUGUGCCUAAAAAUUAACGUCAAACUGGGAGGGAUUAACAAUAUAUUGGUACCGCACCAACGACCGUCUGUGUUCCAACAACCUGUGAUCUUCUUAGGAGCAGAUGUCACGCACCCUCCUGCUGGGGAUGGCAAGAAACCUUCAAUUGCUGCUGUUGUAGGCAGUAUGGAUGCCCACCCAAGCCGCUAUUGUGCUACAGUUAGAGUGCAGCGCCCUCGACAGGAGAUCAUCCAUGACCUAGCGUCCAUGGUGAGGGAACUUCUCAUCCAGUUCUACAAGUCCACGCGCUUCAAACCUACACGGAUUAUAUUUUAUCGAGAUGGGGUUUCCGAGGGUCAGUUCAGACAGGUGUUAUAUUACGAGCUGCUAGCAAUCAGAGAAGCCUGUAUAAGUCUCGAGAAGGAUUAUCAGCCUGGGAUCACCUACAUUGUGGUCCAGAAACGCCAUCACACAAGGCUGUUUUGUGCUGACCGGACUGAACGGGUUGGAAGAAGUGGAAAUAUCCCAGCGGGGACCACAGUGGAUACGGAUAUUACACAUCCGUAUGAGUUUGAUUUUUACCUCUGCAGCCAUGCUGGAAUACAGGGUACCAGCAGGCCUUCUCACUAUCAUGUCUUGUGGGAUGAUAACUGUUUCACUGCUGACGAACUCCAGCUGCUGACCUACCAGCUGUGCCACACGUAUGUGCGCUGCACGCGCUCAGUCUCCAUCCCGGCACCUGCCUACUAUGCCCACCUUGUGGCAUUCAGAGCCAGGUACCACUUGGUGGACAAGGAGCAUGACAGCGCCGAAGGAAGCCACGUUUCUGGACAAAGCAAUGGGCGGGACCCACAAGCCCUUGCCAAGGCUGUGCAAAUUCACCAGGACACCUUACGCACCAUGUACUUCGCAUGAAAGUGACAAUACCCCCACCCCAAACACGCACAGGUUUGACUUGCUGCAAGGAAUCUGGCGGAUCUGCCACCUGGUUUUCCUGGGCGUAAGGUGACGGUUCACUUUCGCAGGCACCCCCCCCCCUUCCCACCACUCCCCAGUGCUCCCCUCUGGCUCGCACUGAAGCCCAGGAGCAGUGAUUUGAAGGCAGGGCUAGUUCUCUGCAUUGAAGAUCGUUGAUGAACACAGCACUAUUAUGCAAUAUGAAACCAGCCAACUGCUAGAUUGUUGUAAUGGAGCCUCCACUCGGAUGCACUGCUUUAUGUUUUGUCGAUUUUACUUUCUGAUAUUUUAGCCCUUUUAUGCCUUUACCUCAAAUUGCUCUGCAGCACUAGCUGUCUUUGCAAAGACAAAAAAAACAAAACACAAGGUAACCAGAAGAAAAA